This is a messenger RNA of Penicillium waksmanii, 3801 nucleotides long. RefSeq lists its product as uncharacterized. The transcript is spliced from 3 exons. Lineage: Eukaryota; Fungi; Ascomycota; Eurotiomycetes; Eurotiales; Aspergillaceae. Bases 1 to 3801 code for a protein of 1266 amino acids. The record is from RefSeq and is a predicted model, not a curated record.
AUGUCUCUCAAUGGGCUAGAGAAUCCCGUCAUCGUCGAAGCCUACCAGAGUGCACUGGCCGACGCCGGCGGAUGGUUCCUGUUACACUAUAUCUCUAGGGAUAAGGUCGAUCUCCUUCAUCGAGGUACCGGCGGGGUCCCCGAGGUACGCAAUGCCAUCGACAACUACGAGGAAACGUCACCGCUAUACGGUUUCCUGCAUUACCGGCGGAGGAAGGUGAUUCUGCGGUACAUGCCCGAGGGCUUGUCACGGUUGAUUCAAGCCCGCAGCAAUGUUCAAUUUCAAUCCGUUACCGAUAAGUUCACGCCAAACGACACCGUCCUCCUUUUGACCCAGGCGUCGGAUCUCAACGAGAGUUCCUUGUCAUCAGCAUGCCUUCUUCACACUGCUUCUGGGUCUAUCACUUCUUCGUCAAGCUCCCUGCGUCGCCGUCGACUGAUGGAGAUCACCGAGGAUGCCGACGAGAAUGGAUUAAAGGAAGAGACAAAAGAAUACCCAGUGGCACCUCCAAGGUCCGAGGCCCGUCAAAGAUCGGGCAGUCAAAAAUCAGAGGCUACAGUGGUGCCACCCACAGCCACAUCUCCGCCGCCGCCGCCAACAUCCCCCCCUACAACGACAACGUCUCCUGGCCCUGAAACAUCGUCACCCGAUUUACGGCCCCCACCGUCCCGAGCGAGUUCAAGAUCACACUCCCGUGGAAGAAGCCCCAGUGAAACACAAUCGGUGACCACGUCCCCCAGAUCACCCGAUUCUGGUUCGGAAUAUACAAAGUAUCGCAACAUUCUGGAUGAGUUUCCUCGGCCAUCGGAGGAAGCACGAAUGUCAACCCAGUCCGCAAGACCCUCGCUCAGGGAAUUGGAACGGGCAGCGGGCUACUCUCCAAAGGUCAAGUUAGGUCCACGUCCGUCUGUUGAUCAAAGUGGACGGCCUCGUACUGCGGGGAGUUCGCGGAACCCAGAUCAACGGCCCGUCGCAUCCUUACCAUCCAACAUGCGCUCAUCUUCGGUCCGGAAAUCGAACAACGCCGCCCCCGACCCCCCUCGUCCACGCUCCCAAGGAAGUUCAUUCGCAAGUAGACCCAACAGCCGAGCUCCACCAAUUCCUCCCCUGCUUGUUCCUCCGCCUUCGAUUCCUAUCUCCAGGCCCCAACUAUCCCCCGGCGCCAAGUCUUUGGGUGCAUUGUCAACAUCGUCUGGAUUGACUCCCGAGAAGGAACGUUUGAUGAAGGCGCUGCAACAGAGAAAGAAAAACAUGGCGAAGCGGGCAGAGAACAAGAAGAAACAAAAUAUACCAGAAGUAGAGGAGCAGCCCAAAGCGGAGGAACUGGCUGCCAAAACCUACGAGGGCAAUAAAGAAAACGUCAAUCCGCAGUUUCAGCAGGCCGAGCCGGAGAAGCCAGAGGUUAAACAGCAGCCUGUCACAGAGAAAGUGCCAUCUGCGGAUCAGUCUCUAUCGCUAGCAGCCAAGCCAAGCCUCGAGAGUUCUGUUGAAACCCAAGCAGAACCGCAAUUGCCAGCUACUGAGCCCGUCACUGAGUCCGUCACUGAGCCCGCCUCGGCUCUAGUUCUGCCUGCCACGGAGGAAGAGCCAUCUGUGGACCAGUCUCUACCGCUUGCAGCUAAGCCAAGUCUCGAGGGUCCUGUGGAAACCCAAGCAGAACCGCAAGUACCAGCUGUUGAGCCCGUCCCUGAGCCCUCUUCGGCUCCAGAAUUACCAGUUCAGGAAGAGGCUCCUAUCGAUCAAGAGGAAUCUCUGACUUCAGUCCGUGAACUAGUCAUUAAAGAAGAGGAGGUUAUUAAGCCCGAGGAGCCUACCCAUCCUGAGGAACCUAGCAAGCCCGACGAGCCUUCCCAAUCCGAAGAGCCCGCUGUGGAAACUCCUGCCCCAGAAUCCUCCACUUCUGUACCCGAAUCAGAUUCCGAGGGCGAACCCUCAUCACAUACUUCGGAGCCUAGUGCCGAUACCACAUUCUCUACUAUGCAUAUUGAUUCGGUUUUUGAAGAUGCCCAAUCCGAGACUCCACAGACGGUCCUUGAUCAUGAAACAGGCGCCGAUCAAGAAGACUCCGCAAUCCUUGGCCAAAACGAGACUAAGGGUGACCUAGUCCCACCUAGCGUCUCUGCCGAAUCUCCACUUGACAGGGAGUCGGCCGAAGUUUCAGACCCGAAGCCUGAACCAGGAGCCGCUCCUUUCCAACAACCCCAAGUUUCACUGGCGGCAGAUCAGCAGUUAGAGGAGGCUGAAGCCGUCGAAGCUACCCUACCGGAGGCCACUGAACCAGUUACCCUGCCUGCCAUAUCAUUCUCCACAAGCCCGUUACAAAACCCCGUGGCUGAACCAUUGGAGGCCUCGGUCGCGCCCGUCUCGGUGUCGAUUGAAGCUGCCCCCGAAGAGUCCCCUAGCCCCAAGACGGAGCCGCUUCCUCUAGACCAAAGGCGAAAUAUUCACCUGGAGCCCAUCCACGUCCCAACCCACGAAUUCUCUGACGACGACAAUCUCCUGUCGGACGAUUCUUUCAUGGAAGAGCUCCGAUCGGCUACCGUGCAGGAGGCCAGACCAGUUUCGGUCAAGUCGCCCAACGGUGGUGAGAACUCCUGGAGAGGCUCCCGCGCUGUAUCCAGCCCACACGGCCUUGCUUCUCCUUCCGCUCUACAGGCACUACAAGUGGGCAGGUCCGCAUCUAGCUCCUAUCCUGAGAACGGCCCUCCGACCCCGGUGAUGAUGGCCAAGAAAAUCAACGUAUCUUCCGGCAUUUCGUCUCGUAUCAAGGCACUGGAGAAGUUCUCUAGCCGUGAAGGCGCUCCAGCUGGUUCAACAGUCACUGUGACGGCCCCUUCAGCCUCGCCGUCUUUCGAGAACUUGCGCAAGCGUGCAUCGAUCUCUAUCCCUAGUGGCAGCACUCCGGACUUUUCUCGCGCACCAAGCCUGAGCCGCCAGGAUUCGCGUUCUGCCUCCACUAGUACCCGCCGCACCAACUCAAUCUCAGUGACGGCUCGUAUAGUCCGCGACUCAGAUUUAUCUCCCGGCUCUUCUGGACUGGAGCCUUCGGAGUCCGAUGUUCUCAAUCUCCAGGCCAGUCCACUGACUGUGGAGCAUGAGACCUCGGAGCCCCCUCUAUCUCAAGACACGAGCUCCGAGACUGCUAUCAAUCGCCCGGAGGACCGCAGCAUGUCGAUUUCAUCUGCUGGGUCCGGCCGACUUGCUACCCCAAAUUCCCGUCCAGGCAGUCGACUUUCCUUGUCUUCGCGCUCUAGGACCGAGGAGAACUUGAACUCUUCCUCACCUGUUGAUGAAAAGAAGGGCUCUCGCGCCUCGCGCCUCAUGCGUCGCGUCUCCUCCAUCACCUCAAACUCUCGUCGUAGCAUCAUCGGAGCCUUGUCCCCGCCAGUGAAGGAGGAAGACAUUGACCCUAUCUCUGUACACGAGUCUGCUAUUUCCCCCUCGCCAUCCCAUGGCCAUCUCUCCAACCCUAUCGAAAUUGGUGAAGUCAACGUGCAAUUCCCCGAUACCCUCCUUUGGAAGCGCCGAGUAAUGCGCAUCGACGAGAACGGAUUCCUUGUUCUGGCGCCUGGCACUACUGAUGCCACUGCUCGCAACAUGACCAAGCGAUACCAUCUUAGCGAGUUCCGAACUCCCUGUCUUCCUGACGAGGACAUGCAAGAGCUGCCUAACAGCAUUUUGCUGGACUUUUUGGAUGGCAGCACCCUUCAGUGCGCCUGCGAAUCGCGACAGGGACAAUCGUCUGCACUUCAGAGUAAGUCAAUCUUAAUCACUACGCCUAAUUCGUUUUAUAUUUGCUAA